This is a messenger RNA of Acaulospora colombiana, 1104 nucleotides long. Lineage: Eukaryota; Fungi; Glomeromycota; Glomeromycetes; Diversisporales; Acaulosporaceae. The record is from the annotation of a GenBank genome assembly.
AGCAAGGAACAGGAAUUUUCAACGUUGGUCGAAAGGUUAAACUCGACAUUAGAAGGAUUACGUGUGAAAUAUGUGGACCCUGUUAUCCGAGAGAACGCCAUCGCAAUAGAACAAAUGUCCAGGGUGAAUAGUAGUAAUACGUUGGGCGUUGAAGAAAAGGCUUCUUUGUAUGAUUAUGUGGAGGAACAAGGUGUUCAAGAGCUAAAGAUAAAGACGCAGGAAGAAGUUGCGGUCAUCAAGCAUUGUCAUAACAUGAGCUCCAAGAUGAUUGAAAAUAUUGAUGCUGAAUUAAAAAGAUUAGAUGACAUGCUCAUGAGCAACAACAUUUCACUCGAGGAAUCGGGUGUAGAUUUCUCUCACAAAAAAUUUGACACUCUUGAACAGGUGACUCAUUCCAUGGCAGAGACGUUGGAAUCAUUGGCAAGACAUUAUGAUCAAGCUACAACUGCAUUGAAAUCAUUCCAAACGCAAUCUGACGCCGAAUCAUUGUUAGAUAUUUCCGUUCUGGAAGAAGAUAAUCAUAUAAUUCCGUCCAUUGUUAAAAAAUUGAAGGAAGAUGUUCAGUUUAUUGAGUCAAUCAGCGAAGAAGUUCGUGUACGAAAACAUAUUUAUAAGUCAUCUUACGAAGAUGCAAAUAAACUAUUCACCGAGGUAGAUGGCUUCGGGAGUCAUAUGGAAAACUAUGCGAACACAAUGAAAGAAUUACAAGCAGAUUUUGAGAGAGGUUCGGCGGUUUUGGAUCGAUUGCUAGAGGAGCUAUUGAAUUUGGAUCUAUGGUAUGAAGAAUUUUCAAAGGCCUACGAUUACAUGAUAGUGGAAAUAGAUCGGCGUCACGGGGUUAAGGAGCAGCAUAAAAAAAUUGCCGAAGAAUAUUUGGCCAAACUAGAAAGGUUUUAUCAUGAGGAGGCACAGCAGAGAGAUAUAUUUUAUCAGAAUCACGGAAGAUAUUUGCCUGUUGAUUUAUGCCCACCAAUCCUGGAUCCGCCCGUUAGAUAUGGAAUUGUUCCACAAGAGGAAUCAAGGCUACCAAUAUUAUCUCCCAAGACUUUAUCGGAGGCACAAGAGCAUCUGCUAAGGUAUCAAGGAGAAAGAAGAAUUUUCUAA